AUGAAGCCCGACAAUUUGGGAUUUACAGAGGACCGGAGGCCAAUGGAGACGAUGUCGGAAACAUCUGAAGCAACUACCACCACAGCAGCUUCCGAGUACCAAGGGUUCGACUACAACGAGGACAUUACAGUUUUGGCUCGUCAAUUAGGUAUCGACAACCUUGAAGAUCUGAAACGCGAUCGCUUUCGCGUUAAUCGUCGCCGACUCGAACAAAUACUGACAGGGGAAGAUGAAUCUUUGGAGCGGGCCGAUGUGUUCUUUGAAAAGAUUAUGGAACAAACAAGUACGAUGAUUUCUUGGCCAGCGAGAUUGAAAAUCGGUGCAAAGUCAAAGAAAGAUCCACACAUAAAGGUCGUUGGUCGUCAAGAGGAUGUACAGGCUGCCAAAGAGAAGAUCAUGCAGAUCCUGGACACACGCCAAGCAUUGCGAGUGACGAUGAAGCUUGACGUUAGCUACACAGAUCAUUCACACAUAAUUGGAAAAGGUGGAUUAACAAUAAAGCGCGUAAUGGAAGAGACCGGUUGUCACAUACACUUUCCUGAUAGCAAUCGCAGUAAUCAUCAAGAAAAAAGUAAUCAAGUUUCUAUUGCAGGAGACAUGGAAGGUGUUGAAAAAGCUCGUGCUCGAAUUAGAAAUCUUACUCCAUUGAUUUUUUCCUUCGAGCUACCGAUAAUGGGAUCAAUGCAAGCUGUUCCUGACUCAACCAGUCCAUGCAUUGUUAAAAUUCAAGAGCAGUUUAAUGUACAAGUGAUGUUUCGCACUCGUCCUAAAUUACACGCUACUCUCGUGGUGGUUAAAGGUUGCGAAUGGGAGGUACAUCAAGUCAAGGAGGCUACUACCCGACUAAUAGGCGUGGUUUUAGGUAAACAGAGCAAUAACUUGAAGUUGAUUAUGCAGCGCACCUCUACACAGAUCAUGUUCCCGGAUGCUGGAGACCCAAAUAUCCCCAGUCUCAAAAAGAGUAACGUCAUAAUUACCGGUGGGAUUAAUAAUGUCUACUUGGCACGUCAGCAUCUUAUAGGUUCACUGCCGCUAGUUGUAAUGUUUGACUUUCCGGAAGAUGCAACGCCGACCUUCGACUCCGAAACCAUUUCACAACUCAUGCAAACUCAAGAUGUCUUUAUCAGCGUUCGAAACAAGCCAAAAGUCAGUGCUAUUUCAAUCGUAAUAAAAGGCGUUGAAAAGAAUGCAACCAGAAUUUAUGAAGCCCGAAGACAAAUUCUUAAUUUAAAAGAGCCAAGACUUCAUGCGAUGACCCCUGACACUUAUAACAUUCCCAACGCUUCAAAUCUUUUUCUUGACAUAACACCAAUGAGUUCGCAAAGCACUUCUCCAUACAGCAUGUCACCGUUGUCAUUAUCUCCAACAUCGAUGGGUUCAUUUAAUUUAUCUUCAAACUGGAGUGGAUCGGCUGGUUCGGUUUACUCUUCGUAUGGAAUAAAUCAUCCAAAUGUUCAGCUUUUGACAGCUACUCGUCAAGCGAUGCAGAGUAAUCUUUUGGCUCCAGCUGCUAUCAACCAGCACCAAAGUGUCAACCAACAUCGCCAUAGCCAGUCCCUUCUUGGUGACUACUUUUCAUACAGCAGCGCUUCAAGCACUUUAACAAGUCCAUCAGCCAGCCCACGUAAUGUCUCUCCAUCUCCGAUUGGAUUCUCAGACUCAAGUAUGGACAUCUCUGGAGUCUUUUCUGACUUCGGAAUUAAUGAGCUACCUAACGAGCGAACAUCGAGCCGUCAAUUUACAGCGUUCGACUACGAGCAGAAGAAAAUUAUGGCGUUUAAAGCGAUGCAAAACGUCCCCAAGUCAACGGAGUACAGAGUACCAACUCCAACGUGGUCCGGUUAUGGACUAAGCCAGACAAUGCCUCCAGCUACCGUGACAUCUUUAGACUAUUCGGUGAGCUCUAAACCGAAGGAGACUUCGGAGCUCUGGGACGGUCCUAAAACACCGUUAGCCUUCAUCUCAAGUGUAGAUUCUACUCAAGAUAAGGGCAUGCUUGGUAUUUCUUCGUACCUCGAUCAUACACCUCAGUCACGACUUCAGAAAGUGCUUGAGGAACCCCACACCGAUAUGGCUAGUAUGCUGACCGGUAUUGGGAUGGAGAAGUACAUACGUUUAUUAGUGGCUAACGAAAUAGACAUGCUGACGUUCCGCUUGUUAACUGACAAAGAUUUAUGCGAGAUUGGUAUCAAAGCUUGGGGUGCUAGACGUAGAAUUUUACUUCUCAUUGCCGAGUUGAACAAAAGGUCGAUGCCGUACUCGGGAAGCGUAGCACCUGGAGCUGAGCGUAAAUCUUCUCUUCCGAGCGCAUCAUCGAGCUCUGGAAUAUCGAGUACCACUACUACCGUCGAGGGCAAGUGGUAA
Cotesia congregata is the source of this 2364-nucleotide messenger RNA. NCBI's taxonomy places the organism in Eukaryota, Metazoa, Arthropoda, Insecta, Hymenoptera, Braconidae. The record is from the annotation of a GenBank genome assembly.